CUGCAGAGCAAAGGCUUUCUGCCGAGGAAUUCAACGGGAGUUGUGGACAAAAAAGGAGCUGGCUUCUUUCACAAACUCAAGAGGUGCAAGCCCUGUAGUCUGAGGUCUCAUCUGCCCUCCCUCAGCCUCCACCCCCCCCGUCUCCUGUCUGAGCCCUGCACCUGUUCUGACUCGUCAGCCAGGUGAAGGGGAUCCUCUGGCCUUGUGCUGCUUUUUCAGCUGACCAUAGCUGCAGGGCAAUUAGGAACCCAGUCUAGUCAUUUUACUGGAUUGCUGCUUUGCUCUGUAUCCCUCUAUCUGUGUCUCUCUCUAUAACCCACCUCCCUGCAUAUCCCUACCGCCCUCCCACUCCAUCUCCGUCUAGCCCAGUCUGUGCCUGGUUGACAGUGUGGCUGUGAGUACGUGUGGAGCUGCAGACAUUUCCGUGCUGGAGUGAAGGUGUGGAUCACAUUGCAAAGACACAGGGGAGGAAAGGGUGAAACAAUUCAUUCUUCCGGUGGACAAAGUUGGAUUGAGCAUUUGGAUUAAAGUAAAGACUACAAACCAAAAAUUCUGCAGUUGGAAGAGCAGCAGGUAUGAAAAGCCAGACCGUGGUUGUGUCUGCGGCUCUGCUGGCCCUGUGCUGCCUAAUGAUCCCAAGAGGAGGGGAGAGCGCUGGGGGGAUAAUUUCUCUCCGGCAAACUGAAGGGGAGAAGCAGGCAGAGGAUCAGCUGCGAGACGAGUCCCUGGAUGAUCCAGAAAGUGAGCAAGGACUCACAGUGGACUCACUGGGAAGCAGCAACAAGGACAAGAGAGACACAGAGGAGGCUGCACGGGUUGGUUUUCCAGGCAGGUUGAGGAGAGCACCAGAUGAAGGCAAAAAGAAGAAGAAGGACAAGAAGAAGAACAAAGAGCCAAAGGACCCCAAUGCCACCAAAAAGCCUAAAACUGCCAAGAAGGGAAAGAAGAAGGACAAGAAGACAACCACAACUCUACCACCAACCACAACAGUGAUCCCGACUGAACCACCAACUGAACCACCCACUGAACCACCCACUGAACCACCCACUGAACCACCCACUGAACCUGAGUCAUACACAGACUAUGCCUAUCCUGACGGUGACAAUGAUUACUGGAAACCAGACGAUGACUACUGGGAUGCAGAGCCCACACCACCCAGGCCUCAGCCCAAGACUCCGACCACAGAUCUUCCGUACGACGACUGGGACCCGGAGGAGGAAGACCCAGCUGCCCCAGUGACAGACGCCUACGAGGACUACUGGAAACCAGAGGAGAGAGAGCCGUCCACUCUGGCGCCUGACACCUAUGAGGACUACUGGAAACCAGAGGAGAGAGGGCCAUCCACUCUGGCGCCUGAGGCCUACGAGGACUACUGGACACCAGAGGCUCCCGUGACUGAUAACUAUGACAGCUACUGGAAAGAGGUGGACCCGACGCCCCCUGCCCCUGAGGUUGAUGGGAAGGCCGGGACAGAUGACACCGAUUACUGGGACUCCACAUUUGAGGUGCCGGAGAAUCUUCCAUUCCCUGAUGGUGAAGAGGUCAGCCCUGAAAUCAAAGUAGAAACUCUACCAGAGGAACCCACUGCCACUCCUCCCCAUGAGGGAACGUGGUAUGAUGAUUACGACGAAUAUGGAAUGAGGAGGAAAGAAGACGAGAAUGACGAUAAAUGGAUGGAAAAGGAGAGAGAGAGAGCAGAAAAAGAAAGAGCAAGGGAAGCGAAAGAGAGAGCACAGAAGCUGAAGGAGGCAGAGGAGCGGGCCAGGAACAGACCACGUGUUUUCAAAGAGCCAAAGAAGUGUCCUCCCCUGGGGAUGGAGUCCCAUAAGAUCGAGCCAGACCAGCUUUCAGCCUCCUCUAUGUCUCAGUAUAGUUUUGCACCUCAGAGGGCGCGCCUCAACAUGCAGGGCUCAGAUGAUGAAGAAAACAUGAGAGGUGGAGCGUGGUGUGCAAACUCAGAGGACAGAGACCACUGGUUUGAGAUUGAUGCUCGCAGGGAGACGGAGUUCACAGGAAUCGUAACACAAGGACGGGACUCUUUGAACGAGAGUGACUUCGUGAAGUCCUACUUCCUGGCCUUCAGCAAUGACACCAGAGAAUGGAUCACCAUCCAUGAUGGAUACACUGACUGGUUGUUCUUUGGAAACAGUGAUAAGGACACUCCAGUGAUGAACCAGCUGGCAGAGCCCGUGUCGGCCCGUUACAUGCGGAUCAUCCCUCAGAGCUGGAACAGCUCUCUGUGUAUGAGGCUGGAGGUCCUCGGCUGCCCCCUACCCGAUCCAGCGGAUGUUCAGUUCAGGCAAAACGAAGUCACUCCAGUAGAUUACUUGGAGUUCAAACAUCACAGCUACUCAGAGAUGGUUUCAUUCAUGAAGUCAGUAAAUGCGGAGUGUCCCAACAUCACCAACAUCUACAGCCUGGGCCGCAGCUCCAAGGGACUGGAUAUCAUGGCCAUGGUCAUCUCUGGCAACCCCACAGAGCACGAAAUAGGGGAGCCAGAGUUUCGCUUCACGGCAGGUCUCCACGGAAAUGAGGCCGAGGGUCGGGAGAUGAUCCUGCUUCUCAUGCAGUACCUGUGCAAAGAGUACAAAGACAGAAACCCCAGAGCCAUGCGGCUGGUGGAGGGAAUACGCAUCCACCUGGUGCCAUCGCUCAACCCUGACGGACAUGUGGAAGCUUUUGAAGUGGGAUCGGAGCUGAGUGGAUGGACCACUGGACACUUCACUGACGACGGCUUUGACAUCUUCCAGAACUUCCCCGACCUGAAUAGUAUCCUGUGGGAUGCUGAAGAUAAGGGCAUGGUUCCCAAACUCACCCCAAACCAUCACAUGCCCAUACCAGAGAACUUGGCGACCAACAGCUCGAUUGCUGUGGAGACUAAGGCCAUAAUCUCCUGGAUGAAAAGCCAUCCAUUUGUGUUAGGCGCAAACUUGCAGGGCGGAGAGGCAAUUGUAGCUUACCCUUAUGACAGCUUGCGUCUCAACAAGCCUGCCGAGAGCCAAAAACCCCGCAGCCGCAAGAAGAGACAGUAUGAAGAAGAAGCAUUUGAUGUGACAGAGUGGGGAAGGGGCUACCAAGAGGAGCCAGAGGAAGACUGGAGAGGAAGGGGAUAUGCAGAGCCAGAAGAGGAGAGGAGGGGCCAGGGCUACGACCAAGGUUACGAACGUGGCUACGACCAAAACCAAGGCUACGAACGUGGCUACGACCAGAACCAAGGUUACGACCGUGGCUAUGAACAGAACCAAGGUUACGAACGUGGCUAUGACCAGAACCAAGGUUACGAACGUGGCUACGACCAGAACCAAGGUUACGAACACGGCUAUGACCAGAACCAAGGUUACGAACAUGGCUACGACCAAAGCCAAGGUUAUGGCCAUAGAGAGGAAGAAGAGGACGAUAGAGGAAGAAGCGCCGGCUACCAGUACUCUGAGCCCGAGGAUGAGCCUCGGGUGAUCGCAGACGAGUCCCUCUUCAGGUGGCUGGCUGUCUCUUACGCUUCCACACACCUAACCAUGACACGCAACUUGCACGGCUCCUGCCACGGAGACACCGAUGCAGGGAUACACGGCAUCGUCAACCGAGCCAAAUGGAAGCCAAUCACAGGGAGUAUGAAUGACUUCAGCUACCUACACACCAACUGUUUUGAGUUGUCCAUCUUCCUGGGAUGUGAUAAGUUCCCCCAUCAGAGUGAGUUGGCGAAUGAGUGGGAGAAGAACAGAGAAGCAAUGCUCAUCUUCAUGGAGCAGGUGCAUCGUGGCAUCAGAGGCAUUGUGAAGGAUCUGCAGGGGAACGCCAUUGCAAAUGCCACUGUGACUGUAGAGGGGAUAGACCAUGAUGUCACUUCAGCACCAACAGGGGACUACUGGCGGCUGCUUAACCCAGGAGAGUACCGCGUGACUGCUCGAGCUGAGGGCUUCUCCCCUGUGACCAAACUCUGUGUGGUGGGUUACCAGCCAGGAGCCACCACCUGCAGCUUCAACCUGGCCAAGUCCAACUGGGACCGCAUCAAACAGAUCAUGGCCCUCAAUGGCAACAAGCCAAUUCGACUCAGCUAUGGCAACAACAGAGCACAGAACCCUGCAGUUGCUACAGGAAACAGGCGUGUGGUCGAUGGCAACACCGGGUAUUCAUCGAAUUCAGGAGUCAGCACCGAGCGGCAGAGGAGGCUGAGGAUAGCUCGUCUCCGUCGCCUUCGGCAGCAGAGAUUACUGAAGUUAAGAUCGACGACGUUACCCCCGACCACAACAAUCACAGUUCCCACAACACCAGAGACCACCACAUCCUGGUAUGACUCGUGGGCCAUAGGGGAGGGACAGACUUCGACACCUGGUGGUUUCACAGACUCCAUCCUGGAUUAUAAUUAUGAUUACAAGAUUGAUGACUAUUAACCUUAAAACACACACACACAGCCCAGUUCAGUAAACGGUCCUUUCCUAGAGGUAGUUCCCAUCGUCAUGUUGUCCUGAGCAGGCUGAUAACGAAUCAAAUGAGGUAUCCUGUCUUUGUAUGACACGUGAGCAAUGGGAACAUACAGAGUAUUAACUGUAGUUGUAUAAGGAUAGUGUAUCUAUUACUUAACAAAAUGCCUCUGCGCACAAAUUGACCCUGUUUAUUAUAAUAGUAUUUCUGUUUGACGGUUUAUGCUGCAUUUUUCAGUCUUUUUGCUUCAUGAAGUUUAUUGUGAAUGCACAUUAAAAAAGAAGACAUGACAAUUUAUUUUUACUUGGCAGAAAUAUUUUUUACAGUAUGAACAGUCACUGGAGGUUUAAAAAGCAUUUGUUCAAACUUGGUAACAGAGUCAGAGGAGGGAAGGAGUCUUGUUGCCUCAGCUGGAGUAGAGUUAUUUUUCAAAUAAAGGCUUGUUAAUACACA
Messenger RNA from Anarrhichthys ocellatus (wolf-eel), 4872 nucleotides. It is a transcript of the gene aebp1b, whose product is annotated as AE binding protein 1b. The transcript has 22 exons. Gene Ontology annotation, molecular function: metallocarboxypeptidase activity; RNA polymerase II transcription regulatory region sequence-specific DNA binding; zinc ion binding. Gene Ontology annotation, biological process: protein processing; regulation of DNA-templated transcription; peptide metabolic process. The record is from RefSeq and is a predicted model, not a curated record. The coding region runs from base 576 to 4388 and encodes 1270 amino acids. Lineage: Eukaryota; Metazoa; Chordata; Actinopteri; Perciformes; Anarhichadidae.